AUGUGUGACAAUACACAAUUUUUGAUAACUUUAUUAUUUGAUAACUUAUUUCCACCUGUAUUCAUAGAUAAGGGUGAAUCCCAAUCAAAAGUUGAUGUAACAACAUUGCUGGUGGGCAUUAUCUCCGCUGGAGUCUUUAUUGUUAUAGUUGGCCUCGUUAUCUGGUACUUCUGCCAGGGGAGGAAUAAAGACCAUGGCUUCCGGGGCUCCAUCAGACGCCGAUCCACCCGAAGCAAUGCCUCUGUGAUAAUCCGGAGACUGGAGGAGGUCUCUCUGCAUCCUAUUCCUCACACAGGCUCAGAUUCCAGCCCAGAUGCUCAUGGUUUACCUUCUUAUGAACAGGCUAUUGCCAUCCGUGGACCACAUGAUGCUCCACCUCCGCCGUAUCCUGGUUCCAAGCCAGGCAGCAUCCGACGAUAACCAUAUCAUCAUUUGCCAAACUGAAUCAGGAUGGACUAAACCAAUUGUUUUUUUGUUGUUGUUUUGACUAUGAACUGAAAAUGUGUUAAACCAAAGGCAUUCGGAUGUAACUCCUUGGAAUAUACCACUAAUAUAAAUAUUAGAACAUUCGGUACUGCAUUGCAGCUUUUAGUCUUGUUAGGCAAUGAAUUAAAACAUUUCUGGAUAGUGUAGAUAGUUAGAGCAACCUAGAAAGAUAGACUUUAAAACCUAAUCAACAUUUGUAUUCUUUUUAAAGUUUAUUUAA
Sinocyclocheilus rhinocerous is the source of this 706-nucleotide messenger RNA. RefSeq names its product transmembrane gamma-carboxyglutamic acid protein 4-like. The transcript has 4 exons. The record is from RefSeq and is a predicted model, not a curated record. The coding region runs from base 1 to 420 and encodes 139 amino acids. Lineage: Eukaryota; Metazoa; Chordata; Actinopteri; Cypriniformes; Cyprinidae.